This is a messenger RNA of Rhodofomes roseus, 2394 nucleotides long. RefSeq lists its product as uncharacterized. The coding region runs from base 77 to 2305 and encodes 742 amino acids. The record is from RefSeq and is a predicted model, not a curated record. The transcript has 12 exons. Lineage: Eukaryota; Fungi; Basidiomycota; Agaricomycetes; Polyporales; Fomitopsidaceae. Gene Ontology annotation, biological process: mRNA splicing, via spliceosome. Gene Ontology annotation, cellular component: nucleus. Gene Ontology annotation, molecular function: RNA binding.
CUCAGCUUCUGACCACCACUGCGAUCCUCUUCGUCGCACCUACUCUGGGCUUUCUGGCGUGCAACUCGGCCACAACAUGUCUUACAACCGCGAAUGGGACAGGGGUAAACAGCCUGACGCCGAUGCGCCUUGGCAAUACCAGGGCUCACGCGGUCCCAUGCACCCGAGGGACGACGAGUACUACGGUGACGGCAAGCGCAGGAAGUUCAACAACGGAGGUUACGACGCCUCGCAAAGCUAUGAUCAAGGCUACGACGAUACUUCAUACGACGCCAGCCACGGCCAGGGUUACGCUCAGGACUACUCCACUGAGGACCGGUUCCAAAGAGGUGGAGGAGUCGGUGGCGGCGGCGUUGGCUACAACAAGAAGAGGCUCAUACCCAGUGAACCCAGCCCGCACGUCAUCUUCUUGGGGUUGGACCCAGACUUCACUGAAGCAGAUCUGCAAGCGUACCUCACCAGCAACAGUUGUAGCGUCGAGACGGUGACCAUCAUACGAGACAGAACCACAGGUCUUUCGAAGGGAUUUGGCUUCGCCCAGUUCACAAGCAUCGCCCACGCACGCACAUUCGUCGACCCGCUAUUCCCAUUCAUCCAAGUCCCCCCACCUGCGUCUCAUGGAGCAACCGCUGCAAAGGCAUUCUACACUGCGCUUGAAGCAGGUGUUCCCGCUCCACCAGGUGGCAGACGGGUCAAGAUCGACUACUCGCAGAGCGCGAGUCCGAAUGAACGACGAGGAAGGGGCCCCAUGCAAUCGAACGAGGGUAUGAGGGACAUUGGCAAUGUGCAGGCACCUGUUUUGCUGUUCCGAGGUCUAGAUCCGCUCUCAGGACCGCAGGCUAUAGCACAGGCAAUGAAGAACGUUGCGGGGCUCGGUAAAGAUGGUGCGAAGGGCAUGCGGCGCAUCAUACUCGUCAAGGACAAAGUCACCAUGGCUAGUUGGGGCUUCGCGUUCGUGGAGUUCGUCGACGUCCAGUCUGCAUCAACAGUCCUAGGGCUGACGAUGUCGCCUCAAAUCCACCCGAACGGUUUCCGCAUCUCUGAUCGUCCCGUGGCCGCCUCUUUCGCACAUCCGGAGUCAUUCCAGCCGAUUUCAGACUAUGCUUUGAAAGAUGAGGCGUGCCUGAAGUCCUCGUUAGCUCUGGGAGGCGUCGAGGAACAGUGGGUGCGGUACUGGGAUGAAGGCUCUACUGCUGCAAUUCUGGAGUUUGAGGUGGUCGAGCCUGUCCAGCCAUCUACCACUGUACCCGUCAAAGACAAGAAAGAGAAGAAACGCGCAAAGGGUGACAACCAAGGGCAGCCCGACCGUCCAGCAGAGGCAUCCACCCUUCCCGUCUCAGACAAACCCGUAACCUUGAGUCUGAAGGGUGGCUUGACCAGUAAGACGGGCGGCACCGCUAGCCUGAGCCUGGCAUCAGUGAAGAAAGUCCCUGUCUCGUCUGCGUUUUCGACUCACGAGGACGGGUUGACCGGGGACGGAGAUCACUCCGACGACGAGCAGCAGACAGGUGCUUCAAAUGACCCCAAGGUGUUUGCCGCAAAGAAGGUAGCCCCUCUGAUCGCGAGUAAGAAGGUUGCCAACAACAUCAGCAAAUGGAACCAAGUCCAGGAAGUUCUCCAUGAUGCCGAGCCCUCAGCUGCACUCGAGCAGCCGUCACUUGCCGCUACGUCUGCAAGUACCUUAUCGGCCAAGCCGGCAGCCAAGGCUGCGUCACCGGUGCCCGUUGAAGCUGAAUUCGAAUUUUCCGACACCACGAAGAUGACGUGCAUGCUUUGCGCUCGACAGUUCAAAUCUCUCGAUCAGCUCAAACGCCACAAUAAUGAGUCUGAUCUGCACAAGAAAAACUACAAAGAUGCAAGUCUGCGGGACGUCGCACGCGAGAAAGUCACAGCAAUACGUGCCAAGACCGAACAGCCAAAGUAUCGCGAUCGAGCCUCAGAGCGUCGGGUUAUGCACAACCAGCCAGAUGCUCCGGUGCCCGGCGAGGCUAUGAGCAAGGUAGUGGGUAAAAGGAAGCAUGCGGAGGGUCCUCCCAAGCCUCCAACGCCUCCCCCCGCUCCCGUCGAACCGGCUAAGGACCAGAGCAACGUUGGUAAUAAGUUGCUGAAGAUGAUGGGAUGGAAGGAGGGUACUGGUUUGGGCACGGAUGGCGAGGGUAGAGUGGACCCGAUCCAAACAGCGAUAUACGCUCAGGGUGUUGGUCUCGGCGCAAGCAAAGGCAAGGAGGUUGGCAAGUACGAAAGCGGGUAUGCUGGCUAUGUCCACAUGGCCCAAGACGCGGCUCGGGAGCGCUACGGGAGCUGAUGCGUUGCGUUGAAGAGCGCUGCAUUUACGGACGGGUCGUACUUAUUGUUAUACGAGCACUGCCAAUAUAUCGUAGUAUGUUUUGAGUA